CGGAUUGUUCAUCGGAGAGCGAGUCCCGCGAACUCGCCGUGGUCGUCAAACGCGAUCACUUGGUAUUUAGAUCAAGAUGCGAAUCGCGCGAUCGUUUCGCGUAUAAAAACGUUCGGAAGAAACAGCGUUGAAAUACGGAUAAUGCGCGUGUUAAAAGUCGAGUUUAUCAGAUUAGCGUGUUAACCUUCGUCGUCGCGUGUCGCACGCGGAUUAUGACGUAGCGAAAAACUGCGGACGUAAUACCAUGAGCAAGCUUAGAUUAGGGUCAGAGUAUAUUCCUUUGGUGGAGGAGGAGGACAUGUCGAAGGCUCGUGUCGUUGUGCCGUUUUCCAAAGUGGCAUGGUUUACCGUGUCACUGCCGUUCCUGGCGUUCAUCUUCUGCGUCGUCUGGUCGGUCCUGUAUAAUUUCGAGCAUUCUACUUCCACUCAUUGUCAGGUGUACAAUUUCUUGCCCUCUGUCUCCGCAGCCAUUGGUCACUACAAACCUCAGAGAGAUAUCUGGAAGACUGCUAUAGCGUUGCAAGCGAUAGUGCGAACUUUAAUACUUAAGAUGUAUUAUCAAUAUUACAGAGAUCACGUCUACAAAUGGGCUCAAUAUUUAGCCAAUAUUGCGCUCGUUAUGUAUGCCAUUGAAAACACAUCUCUGGUAACAUUGAGCUUCUGGACUUCCGACGAAAGUUACGCAUUUCAUAAGAUGUCUUUUAUAACUUUUUUGCUGACGUCAUUUAUACACAUGUUCUUAGCGUAUUACAUUAUGAGAAGAUGUCUAAAUGUUGCAAAAGACUUUAACGAUGCUUCUUUGAAGUGGAAACGAAGAUCAAUGAUGUCGAAUGUGAUUUCUAUAGCAGUAGCGUGUUAUUUCUUUUAUAGACACAAUAAAUACUGUGAACCUUUAGUGUAUUCAAUGUUUGCAUUGAGCGAAUAUGGUGUUGUAAUUUCAAAUAUGGGAUAUCAUCUCACAGCAGCACUGGAUUUUGCUACAACACGUCUCAUGAUAUCAGGAAAUAGAUUUAAAAUUAUUUAAAAAUAUUUCGGAUUAAAAAAUCAAAUACAAAGGUCACAAAUUUGCAUCAAAUUUAUGUAUGCUUGAAGAGGUAUUGUAUAUUCCUGUAUAUACUUGUUUAUACUGUUUUCAUCUACAAUCGUUACGUUCUUAAAUUUCCAUAUUGAAAAUAUUUUGUUAAAUACCACACAUAAAAAAAUAAUGUUUGAUAAAAUAAUAUUUUUUUAUCACAUAUUUUACAGCGAUUAUGAUAAAAAAAAAAUGUAUUACAUAGAUCGAUUGACUUUAAACAUUAAUUAUCAAGAUUUUUAUAAAAUUGCUUUUUAAAAAUGUUUUGUUAGAUUUAUGUUACGAAUGAC
Messenger RNA from Pseudomyrmex gracilis, 1362 nucleotides. RefSeq names its product post-GPI attachment to proteins factor 2-like. Gene Ontology annotation, cellular component: Golgi membrane; endoplasmic reticulum membrane. The transcript has 4 exons. Lineage: Eukaryota; Metazoa; Arthropoda; Insecta; Hymenoptera; Formicidae. Bases 245 to 1024 code for a protein of 259 amino acids. Gene Ontology annotation, biological process: GPI anchor biosynthetic process. The record is from RefSeq and is a predicted model, not a curated record.